Molecule: messenger RNA, 1398 nt
Organism: Vanderwaltozyma polyspora DSM 70294
Lineage: Eukaryota; Fungi; Ascomycota; Saccharomycetes; Saccharomycetales; Saccharomycetaceae
Gene: THP3
Product: Thp3p
Exons: 1
Coding region: 1-1398 (465 amino acids)
Cellular component (GO): nucleus
Source: RefSeq, a predicted model, not a curated record
AUGUCUAAUUCUUAUAAUCAGGUAACGCCUUUUAAAUUAGGUCAAAAGAAGAAGAAGACGAAAACCAAUUCAACAUUAACUAAUGUGGGGAUUAGUCCUUUUCAAAAUCCCAAUUUAAAUUUUCCUCCAAUUAUGAAUUUACCUCCAAAUUCAAGUAAUACGUUGGUUCCCAAUCCAAUUUACAAUCAACAAUAUGAUGCUCUACCAACUAGCCUUCCGAGACCAGUACAUUCAGGUGUGUUAAAUGGUUUGAAUGGUUUGAUGGCCGUUCCAAGUCAAAAUAUGAAUUCAGUUUAUAAUCCAAAUAAUAAUAACUUUGGAUUUCCCAUGAAUGAAGUUAUGAUGAAUUCAUUCUUAAAAACUUCAAUGAAAAAGGCAACACUAACAAAUAACUCUCAAUCAUUUGACUUGGUAGACGAUUUGGAAAGGAAGAGAAAAAGAGCUGAAAAGUUUAGUACUCCAGUAAAGGCUGUGAAAAGAGUUAAUGAUAGCCUUGUUGAUGAAGAUUUCUCUAAUUUGAAUGCUAUAAGCACAUCCUCACACAAAUUCGAUAAAAAUAAAAAAAUUGUAGGUCUUUGUCAAGUUUUAGAAAAGCCAUAUCUAAGAUUAACUUCUGAUCCAAAUCCUGAAUUAGUCAGACCACUUCAUAUAUUAAAAAAAACAUACGAGAUGCUGAUAAAGAAAUCCAAGAAAAAGGAAACAUCAUAUAAAUACUUGAAUGACCAAUUCAAAUCAAUGAGACAAGAUCUUAGAGUUCAAAUGAUAGAAAAUCAGUUUACAGUAAAAGUAUAUCAAACUAAUGCGAGACUCGCAUUAGAAAAUGAUGAUAUAGGGGAAUUUAAUCAAUGCCAGAGUAGAUUAUUUGCACUGUAUGAGAAAGAGAACAUCAAACCUUCCAACAUUGAAGAAUUUACAUGUUAUAAGAUCCUUUAUUGUAUAAUGACUGAAAAUAAUAGUGCAAUUUCUUCCCUGAAAUUAAAAUUGUUAACUAAAGAAAUGCAUAUAUUUGCUAAUUACAUGGUACGAUGUGCAUUUUUAUUAGCGGAAGCACAUUUUACUAAUAAUUAUCAUCAAUUUUUCAAUAUUUAUGGUUCGUUAGAAUAUCUUUCUAAAAAAUUAGUGGAUAUUUUUAUUAGUAAAAUACGUUUGAAGUCUUUGGUUACAAUAUCAAAGAGUUAUAACCAGAUUAGUAUGUCUUUUUUAAUGAAAGAAUUACAAUUUAAAGAUGUUAACGAAAUUAAAGACUUUUUGAAAUCCAAAGGAAUUGAUAAAUAUGUAGUCGAAAAGAAUUUGGGACAAGAAUCAGAAUAUAUAUAUUUGGACACGAAGUCCUGUAGGAAUGAUAUUGUUCGCCAAUAUGGAAUGUUUAAAAAAAUUGAUAUAAAAGGUCAACAAUAA